Molecule: messenger RNA, 510 nt
Organism: Dendrobium catenatum
Lineage: Eukaryota; Viridiplantae; Streptophyta; Magnoliopsida; Asparagales; Orchidaceae
Exons: 1
Coding region: 1-510 (169 amino acids)
Biological process (GO): DNA integration
Molecular function (GO): nucleic acid binding
Source: RefSeq, a predicted model, not a curated record
AUGGGACCAUUUCCUAUGGCCACGGGACAGCGAAAAUUCAUCAUAUUGGCUGUCGAUUAUUUCACGAAGUGGGUAGAAGCAGAACCACUAGCAAAGAUCACUGAAGCAAAUGCCAAACAGUUCCUGUGGAAGAGCAUAAUAUGUCGCUUUGGCAUUCCUGCAAAAGUUAUUACUGAUAACGGAACACAGUUCACCGGAAGGGUCUUUACCACAUUUUGUAAAGAUCUCCACAUCCAUCUAGUACAUACGGCUGUGGCUCAUCCUCAGACUAAUGGGCAAACAGAGGUCACUAACCAGACCAUUCUGAGAGGAUUGAAGACGCAUCUGGAGAAGGCUAGGGGGCAAUGCUUUGGGCCUAUCGUACGACAGCAAGGACUCCAACAGGAGAGACGCCGUAUAACCUCUGCUUUGGUACAGAGGCUGUCAUUCCAGUCGACAUUGGAGUCCCCAGUCAUAGAGUACAAACUUUCGACUCCAAUGCCAACGACGAAAAACUCAGACACAACCUAG